Messenger RNA from Plasmodium knowlesi strain H, 2070 nucleotides. Its product is annotated as cytoplasmic dynein intermediate chain, putative. Gene Ontology annotation, molecular function: dynein light chain binding; dynein heavy chain binding. Bases 1 to 2070 code for a protein of 689 amino acids. The transcript has a single exon. Lineage: Eukaryota; Apicomplexa; Aconoidasida; Haemosporida; Plasmodiidae. Gene Ontology annotation, biological process: transport along microtubule. Gene Ontology annotation, cellular component: cytoplasmic dynein complex. The record is from RefSeq and is a predicted model, not a curated record.
AUGCGGAACACGGACGAGCCAGAUCUCCUCACGCCGAUGGACGAGGAGGAAAGGGAGAACCUGCAAAACAAGCUGAAUGACCAGAGACUUAAGUUAGAGGAAAACAAAAAAUACCUGGAGCAGUUACGCAGCGAAAGUGAAAAUGGGCUUCUUACCACUACAAAUAGGAGGCACAGCCAGGGAGGGGACCACCCCGACCCUGACAGCAUGUUGAAAAGUUUCCUCGAGUCGAUAGAGAGGGAAGAACUAAGUAUGGACGCAUUGCAGGAGCAGGUGGACGGAGGUAAUGAAGAAAUGUCCCACAUGGAGAAUAACGAGAGGCACCACCUAGUCAGUAACAACAUCGCGAAGGAGAACUUCUACGGCAACCCGAGCGCGAAUCCAACAGGGAACCCAAGUGUGAACCCCAGUGCCAACCCCCUGGACGAAUACAACGAACAGAAGAAUUUUCUCUUCCUAAAAAAGAACUCAGGAAAAAACUUUAGCUUCAAAAUUGGAAAGGUGCCCACUGAGGAGAAGGUCAUACACAUAGAGAAAAAGGUUGUCAACCAUUUUGACAAGUCCAUUCAGGUGAACCUCAUCACGGAUGAGUCCACUUCUCCACUUCAGCACUCGCGCAAUGGAAAGAAGCGGAGGGAAAGGCUCGUUUCCCUCGUGUCGAAUAGCCAACCUAAUGAGGGGGACUUAAAAUCGGAGAAAUCUGGUACCACCAAGUUUGGGAGGAAGAAGGAUGCCGUUUUGAAAAAGGGUGUAGGGCUGGGGGGGAUAUCCUCCGAUGGCGCCCCCCCACAGGGGAAAGAGCCCAACCAAGCUGAUAUACUCCUACAGAGCAGAGGGUUUCUGUCCUUCUUGGAACGCACCUCUAAAAUUGUGGAGCGGUCCCUAGGGGAGCAAGAUGUCCUGAACGCCACCUUCGACUUUGCAGCCAAGGAUAUAACAGGAGGAGACACGGAGAGUGCCGAAAGGAUGAAGUUUGUGAAUACCUAUUCCUGUAAAAAGUACACAAAUGGAAGGCCCAUAACAGAUGUGAGGACAUCCAACAUUUACAGUGAACUCUUCCUUGCUUCGUACGGAUUAUCCACAACGAGCAACUACACGGACCCAGACGGUUACGUGUUAGUUUGGAAUAGUACAAUGAAUGGUCGACCCGAGUACGUAUUCACCUCCGAAACAGCUGUAUGUACCUCCGUCUUUAACAAGUUCAAUCCGCAUCUAAUCAUAGGAGGGACAUAUACGGGAAACGUUCUUCUGUGGGACAUACGAGCUAGCCAAAAAGCAAUACAAAGAACCCACCUAACUCCACAAGGUCAUUUGCAUCCCAUAUAUUGUGCCGAAGUUAUUGGCACUCUGAAUGCACAUAACCUGGUAACAGCAGAUACUGAUGGCAGGCUAUGCAAUUGGUCAUUAAACAUGUUAACUUAUCCAUCAGAUACGAUUGACUUGAAGAGAACCAACAAGGAAGUAUCAUGUUGUUGCUUUUCCUUCCAAGAAGGAGAAAUAAAUACGCUCUACGGAGGAGCAGAUGAUGGUACUUUAUUUCAAGCACAAAUACAUGGCACCAAGGUAGGUAUCACAGAGUUCUAUAACAUCCACCAUGGUCCCUUAACAGCAGCCCAGUUCCAUCCACUCAUUGAUGGGAUUCCGGAUGACCAUAACGAUCUUAUACUUACUUGCUCUGUUGACUGGUCUUGCAAGAUGCUCAGUGUGAAAGAACCCCAUAACGCACUUUACACCUUUGAUUGCUUUGAUGAUUACCUUAUGGAUGUGAAAUGGAAUCCCGUACAUCCAGCCAUUUUCGCCACCUGCAGUAGUAAUGGCAAUAUCAAAGUAUGGAACAUGUGUUUAGACCUGGACUGCCCCUACUUCGAUAUGACUGUUCAGGCGAAAUCGACAAAUAAAAUUGCCUGGUCGUGUGAUGGGAAGAAGCUCAUUGCGGCCGACUCGGAUGGUGCUUUGACUCUUUGGAACGCUUCCAGCGAGGUUUACCAGCCCAGGUCCGAGGACAUCGCCAAGUAUAGUGCACGUGUUGAGAAGAUGCGUAGUGAGCGAACCGGUGUAGCGGUGCAAUAA